AUGGAGCCAAAGACAACAACAGUCUCCUCUGAGUCUUUGUGUUUGUCGGCCUUCUUCUCUCACAGUCCUCGUUGUUUCAGCUGCCCUGGCUUUGUUCCAGGGAAACCGGGACCACAACAAGAUUUCCGUCUUUUCCAGCUUCCUGCAGAGAAACUGGGAUCACAGAGGAGUCGCAGUCUUCAGAGGACAGUCCUGCUCCGGCGUCUCCGUGGACAUGGGAGGUUUGAGAGAGAGGCUUUUCUGCUGCUGGGUUCAUCACAGAGAAGAACUCCAGCACAUCCUGAAGAUGACCGGACCUUUGCUUCUCUCUCGCAUCCUCAACUACCUCCUUCCAUUUGUGGUCACCAUGUUCUGUGGUCGUCUGGGGAAUGAAGUGAUGGCUGGAUAUGGAUUAGCUUCUGCUACGAUUAAUGUGACGACUGCAGCGACAGGAUAUGGUCUGGCUUUAGCCUGUGAUACUCUGGUGUCUCAGACGUUUGGGGGUAAGAACCUGCUGCGUGUGGGAGUGAUCCUUCAGCGUGGCAUCAUCAUCCUCAUGUUGUUCUGCUUGCCGUGCUGGGCUCUGCUCAUCAACGCCCAGAUCAUCCUUUUACGUCUGGGCCAGGAGCCGGAGGUGGCCAGAAUAGCGCAGCUGUAUAUCACAGCUUUCCUUCCUGCUGUUCCUGCGAUGUUUCUGCAUCAUCUCCAGGUGUCGUAUCUGCAGAACCAGGGAAUAAUAACGCCACAGAUGUACGCAGCUGCGAUGGCCAACGUCGCUAAUGUGCUCACCAACUACGUGACCCUUCACUGGUUGGAUCUGGGAGUUCGUGGAUCAGCAGCAGCCAACGCUCUGUCUCAGGUUUACAUCUGUGUUUUUCUCUUUGCCUACAUUCGCUGGAAGAAUCUUCACGUGAACACGUGGGGAGGCUGGUCUGUGGAAUCACUGCAGGAGUGGGGCUCUUACAUGAAGCUGGCCGUUCCCAGUACUCUGAUGAAGUGCUUUGAGUGGUGGGUUUAUGAGUUUGGGGGAUUCUUUGCAGGAAUGCUGAGUGAAGACGAGCUAGCAGCUCAACACGCUGUGAUCAUGGUGUCGUUUAUCACAUACAUGUUUCCUCUGGGUCUUCAAGCUGCAGCUUGUGCUCGAGUGGGAAACGCUCUGGGAGCCGGAGACACAGCCAGAGCCGUCAUCAGCAGCAAAGUGUCCCUCAGUCUCGCAGGAAUCAUCGCCGUCGUUGAAGGUUUGGUGCUCGGCUCGACCAAAUCAGUGCUCGGCUUCAUCUUCACCUCUGACCUGAAGAUCAUCGCUCUUGUGUCUCACUUGAUGAACGUUUACUGUUUCCUUCAGUUCUUCGAUGGUCUCGUGUGUGUGUGCACCGGUAUUUUCCUGGGCACGGGCAAACAGAAGAUUCCAGCCGUGGCCAAUUUCCUCGGAUAUUACUGCGUAGGACUUUCACUUGGCGUUACGUUAAUGUUUGCAGCAAAGCUGCGAGUUUUAGGGUUUUGGCUCGGGCUCCUCGUUUGUGUCGUUCUACAAUCCACCUUCUACAUCAUUGUCAUCUUCAGGCUGAACUGGGAGAGAAUGACAGAGGAGGCGGUGACGCGGGCACAGAAAAACACUCGCGUGACUUUACUGAGCGCAGGGAACAGCGCUGCUGACCAAACAGCAGGUAAUGACCAUCCUGUGGAUGAAGAGGUGUUUGUGAGGAGUGAGUGUGACAAUGGAAACACUGAGACACGCGGUGGACAUGUGGCGCUACAGCAGCAGCAGCAGCAGACGGGCGGUCGUCUCUCCGGCGCUCAGCUGAUCCUCAGGCGAGGCCUCACCGCAUUUGCAGCGCUCGCUCUUCUGGCCGCGGGAGCGAGCGUGCACUUCCUGGUGCCUCUGGCCCCGGAGGGCGGCUACAACGCGACGGAUUGGAUCAACUCCACGUUCACUCCGGAUCACAUUUAAGCCGAAAGGAGGAGUCAGCGUAAAGUGUUUAAUGUGACGACAUCAGACUGCGUUGUGUACAGAGAUCAUGUAAAAAAAAAAAAAAUACUGGUCGAUUCACUGGAAAAAAUCUUUAGAAUGAGUUUGAUUCACUGGUCGUAAACAUGGGCUGUACGGAAGAAAUGGAUUUAAAAGGAGACGCAGGAUUUGUGAUUUGUCCAGUGCCAUGUUGGGGUUUUUAUCCACAGACGUCAACAGCUGUCAGUCAUACUGGUGUCGUAGUUUAUCGUCUGUUUUCCUCCAAAUGUGGACAUGAGUUACAAAACGGACUUCAUGUUCUACUAAAGAAGAGCUGAAACUAGCGAUUAAGAGAUUAAAAGACUUACGUUCUUCUCACUGACUAUAAAUAAAUGGACGUGGUCUCCCGGUGGAAACCAGGAAGUAGGAAGGAAUGCUGCAGUUCUUCAGUCGGAACUUCGUAAAUCUUGGAAGCAUUUAUCUCCAGUUCGAUGGUAA
Solea senegalensis (Senegalese sole) is the source of this 2425-nucleotide messenger RNA. Its product is annotated as multidrug and toxin extrusion protein 1-like. NCBI's taxonomy places the organism in Eukaryota, Metazoa, Chordata, Actinopteri, Pleuronectiformes, Soleidae. Gene Ontology annotation, cellular component: membrane. Gene Ontology annotation, biological process: xenobiotic detoxification by transmembrane export across the plasma membrane. The coding region runs from base 215 to 1930 and encodes 571 amino acids. The transcript is spliced from 17 exons. Gene Ontology annotation, molecular function: antiporter activity; xenobiotic transmembrane transporter activity. The record is from RefSeq and is a predicted model, not a curated record.